Molecule: messenger RNA, 1305 nt
Organism: Kazachstania africana CBS 2517
Lineage: Eukaryota; Fungi; Ascomycota; Saccharomycetes; Saccharomycetales; Saccharomycetaceae
Gene: YHC3
Product: amino acid transporter YHC3
Exons: 1
Coding region: 1-1305 (434 amino acids)
Biological process (GO): regulation of intracellular pH
Cellular component (GO): membrane; vacuole
Source: RefSeq, a predicted model, not a curated record
AUGGAAAACAGUAGACAGAAUACGCAAGCGAUUAACAGUCCCAAAACAAAUCGAAUAUUAUUUAUAUACUUCUGGAUAUUCGGGCUUAUAAACAAUGUCCUUUACGUAGUAAUAUUGUCGGCCGCUAUGGACAUAGUGGGUCCAAAAUUGCCGAAGUCUUUGGUGCUAUUAGCAGACAUUUUGCCUUCACUAAGCAUAAAAGUACUGGCUCCCUUCUUUAUCCAUAAAAUCCAGUAUUCUUUCAGAGUUAUUUCACUUAUAUUUUUGAGCUGCCUCGGAAUGUUUUUAGUAUCCACCAAAUCAAUUGGCGUGUGUCUAUCUGGUGUCGUGCUAGCAUCUGUAUCUUCUGGCUUUGGAGAGAUUACUUUUCUGCAAUUGACUAAUAAUUAUGGGCUGACAGCGUUAAGUGGCUGGUCCUCUGGUACAGGAGGAGCGGGAUUAUUUGGAAGUGGUGUAUACAUGUUUCUGACAUCAAUAUUGCACAUUCCGGUAAAUGUUGCUCUGCUUCUUUUUGCAAUUCUCCCAACAGGGUUCUUAUGCUACUACAACUUAAUCUCCACAGAAUACAGCUCGUUAAAUGCAAGUGAAAAUGAAAAUGAAAUUGUCCCAGUUCUAGACCACUAUCAGGCACAGGAGUAUGAAGAAGACUCCAACAACUCUACUUCGCCUAAAAUCGACCCUACGAAACAGUUACUAGAUAGUGGAAAUUUCAGUAGUCUAUUGAGGCACGUGAUUCAUACUUGCAAAAGAUUACAAAACCUUGUUAUUCCAUACAUGGUGCCCUUAACGACAGUUUAUUUAUUUGAAUAUCUGAUAAAUCAGGCUGUAGCGCCAACUUUACUUUUCUCUCUGAAUGCUGAUGAAAGGAAAUCGAUCCCAUUUUUUUUCCAUAAAUACAAAGACAUCUAUGUCACAUAUGGGGCGAUCUACCAAUUAGGUGUAUUUAUUUCAAGAUCUUCAGCACAGCUCAUGAGGCUGAACAAUCUGUAUCUGCUUUCAUGUCUUCAAGCAAUCAAUUUUGUAAUAUUAAUACUACAAUCUAUUUUUUUUUGUUUAAAAACACCAUGGUUAAUUAUGUUGCUCAUAUUAUAUGAGGGGUUACUAGGAGGUGCCUCUUACGUUAACACCUUUUUGAAUGUAUUAGAGAGUAAGUUAGAUUCAAGCGAGACAGAAUUUGCAUUGGGAGCUGUGUCAAUCGCAGACUCGUUUGGGGUCUUUAUAGCAGCGCUAGUAGGAUUGAAGUUGGAGCCAAGUUUAUGCCAAUAUCAAGUUUCGAAUGGAAGGCCAUGGUGCAAUAUGGAAUGA